AUGUCACUUUAUUUGCCUGCAAGCCCCGCUUGCUCCGCCCACCUCGCCCAACUGCGCACAUCACUGUUGGCCCCGCCCGUCAUCCCUAAGUCCCACCUCCUAGCACGUCGGUUUAGUCUACUCUCCGGAGGAGUCUCGGCCCAUCGGUGACCACAGCACUAGGCCCACCCCCUUCCUGGGGCCGCGAGCGCCGAACUCCUCGAACGCAGCCAAUGGGUGAUGCGGCGGCAGCACCGCGGGAGGUUCGAUUCACUGGGCCUGGCGCGUCCGGAGAGUCCCGGCGGCUGUUAACGCGCGCUUUGCGAAGAGGAAGGUUAAGCCGGGCUCCCUGGGCCCGGAUUUACUUCUGCGGAUCUUUCCAGCUUUUCCUGGGAUUCCCCUCCCAAGCCUGGGUGUUUUACCUGUUCUGCCUGGACCCCUGCUCGACCUCCCCUAGUCCUGGCCUGGCUUCCGCGCUCCAGACCUGGGAAAAACCCCUCCGCAGUCGAGCGCCUAGCCCUCCCUGGGCCUCAGCUUUUCACCCCAGCCCCUUUCCCCUGGCCUGUGAUUACUUUUCCCCCUCAACUACUGCCUGCCAUCACGUCCACUUGGACCAUUAUCCCAGCUCUGCCGAAUCCGGCACUCCAUCUGCCUCCUCCCUCUAUCCCAGACUUUUACUCACCUUUCCUUGGAUACUUCCUCUUUGGCCUGCUCUCCCGCCUUGGCUAACUGGCGACCGACACUCUCACAGUUUGGGCUCAAACUCCAGCCCCUGGCUGGAUUCCCUUCAUCCACACGCCCUCUUUAAUUAGCUCAUGCUUUCAGUAAUACAGCAGCCCGCUUUAAUCCGCCCUGCUUCUGCAUUCCCAGCUGUUGGGUGCCUUUGAUCUUUGGCUGAUGGGUACUUGACAUUUUAUGAUCCUGAGCCCAGGAUGAGGAAGAGCUUAGCUCCUAGCCAGCUGGCCAAGAGAAAACCGGAAGGCAGACCUGGUGAUGAGGAAGAUUGGCAGCCUAGGACAGUGACUCCCAAGAAACAGAAAUCCAACAGUGGGACCCAGAGCAAAGAGUGUUUCCUGUCGCCUUUUCGGAAACCUUUGACUCAACUAACGAAUCGACCACCCAGUCUGGACAGUAGUCAACAUGAAGCCUUUAUUCGAAGCAUUUUGUCAAAGCCUUUUAAAAUUCCCAUUCCAAAUUAUCAAGGUCCUCUGGGCUCUCGUGCAUUGGGCCUCAAAAGGGCUGGGGUCCGCCGGGCCCUCCAUGACCCCUUGGAAGAAGGUGCCUUGGUUCUGUAUGAGCCUCCCCCUCUGAGUGCCCACGACCAGCUGAAGCUUGACAAGGAAAAACUCCCUGUCCAUGUGGUUGUUGAUCCCAUUCUCAGUAAGGUCUUACGGCCCCAUCAGAGAGAGGGAGUAAAGUUCCUGUGGGAGUGUGUCACCAGUCGGCGCAUCCCUGGCAGCCACGGCUGUAUCAUGGCUGAUGAGAUGGGUCUGGGCAAGACGCUGCAGUGCAUCACGUUGAUGUGGACGCUUUUGCGCCAGAGUCCAGAGUGCAAACCGGAAAUUGACAAGGCAGUGGUGGUGUCACCCUCCAGCCUAGUGAAGAACUGGUACAAUGAAGUUGGGAAAUGGCUUGCAGGGAGGAUCCAACCUCUGGCCAUUGAUGGAGGCUCUAAGGACGAGAUAGACCAAAAACUGGAAGGAUUCAUGAACCAGCGUGGAGCCCGAGUGCCUUCUCCCAUCCUUAUCAUUUCCUAUGAGACAUUCCGCCUUCACGUUGGAAUCCUCCAGAAAGGGAGUGUUGGACUGGUCAUCUGUGAUGAGGGACACAGACUUAAGAACUCUGAGAAUCAGACUUACCAGGCCCUGGACAGCUUGAACACCAGCCGGCGGGUGCUUAUCUCUGGGACCCCCAUCCAGAAUGAUCUCCUUGAGUAUUUCAGCUUGGUACAUUUUGUUAAUUCGGGCAUUCUAGGAACUGCCCAUGAGUUCAAGAAGCAUUUUGAGUUGCCAAUUUUGAAGAGUCGAGAUGCAGCUGCCAGUGAGGCCGACAGGCAGCUAGGAGAAGAGCGGCUACGGGAGCUCACCAGCAUUGUGAAUAGGUGCCUGAUACGGAGGACCUCUGAUAUCCUUUCUAAAUAUCUGCCUGUGAAAAUUGAGCAGGUGGUUUGUUGUAGGCUGACAUCCCUUCAGACUGAGUUAUACAAGAAGUUUCUGAGACAGGCCAAGCCAGCAGAAGAGUUGCGUGAGGGCAAGAUGAGUGUGUCUUCCCUUUCUUCCAUCACCUUGCUAAAGAAGCUUUGUAAUCAUCCAGCUCUAAUCUAUGACAAGUGUGUGGAAGAGGAGGGUGGCUUUGAAGGUGCCUUGGAAAUAUUCCCCCCUGGUUAUAGCUCCAAGGCUCUAGAGCCCCAGCUAUCAGGUAAGAUGCUGGUCCUUGAUUACAUUCUGGCAGUGACCCGAAGCCGCAGCAGUGACAAAGUAGUGCUGGUGUCCAAUUACACUCAGACAUUGGACCUCUUUGAGAAGCUCUGCCGGGCUCGAAGGUACUUGUAUGUCCGCUUGGAUGGCACAAUGUCCAUUAAGAAGCGAGCCAAGAUUGUAGAGCGCUUCAACAAUCCAUUGAGCCCUGACUUUGUCUUCAUGCUGAGCAGCAAAGCUGGGGGUUGUGGCCUCAAUCUCAUUGGAGCAAACCGACUGGUCAUGUUUGACCCUGACUGGAACCCGGCUAAUGAUGAACAAGCCAUGGCCCGGGUCUGGCGUGAUGGUCAAAAGAAGACCUGCUACAUCUAUCGCCUGCUGUCUGCAGGAACCAUUGAGGAGAAGAUCUUUCAGCGCCAGAGCCACAAGAAGGCACUGAGCAGCUGUGUGGUGGAUGAGGAACAGGAUGUGGAGCGGCACUUCUCUCUCGGCGAGUUGAAGGAGCUGUUUACCCUGGAUGAGGCUAGCCUCAGUGACACACAUGACAGGUUGCGCUGCUGCCGCUGUGUCAACAAUCACCAGGUCCGGCCACCCCCUGAUGGUUCUGACUGCACCUCAGACCUGGCUCAGUGGAACCAUAACACUGAUAAACGGGGGCUUAAGGAUGAGGUACUCCAGGCCGCCUGGGAUGCUGCCUCCACAGCCAUCACAUUCGUCUUCCACCAGCAGUCUCAUGAGGAGCAGCGGGGUCUCCACUGAUAACCAGCUGGUCUGGGUGUAGCUGUUAGAGGAAGGAGACAGGGAAAGGGGGCUCCUUGCCCCAUAGGACCCUACUGAAUUUUGUUCUCUGGGACAAAAAUCAUCAAGGAGGGCUGCAUGAUGUUUGCCCAAAGUUUAUUUUAUAAGAAAAACUUUUUUGGUUAAAAAAAAGAAAGGAAUAAAGGUAUGAAAGGGA
Molecule: messenger RNA, 3351 nt
Organism: Acinonyx jubatus (cheetah)
Lineage: Eukaryota; Metazoa; Chordata; Mammalia; Carnivora; Felidae
Gene: RAD54L
Product: RAD54 like
Exons: 18
Coding region: 912-3155 (747 amino acids)
Biological process (GO): double-strand break repair via synthesis-dependent strand annealing; reciprocal meiotic recombination
Cellular component (GO): nucleus
Molecular function (GO): ATP-dependent chromatin remodeler activity; DNA translocase activity; ATP binding
Source: RefSeq, a predicted model, not a curated record